This is a messenger RNA of Oryzias melastigma (Indian medaka), 2469 nucleotides long. Its product is annotated as neurocalcin-delta A. Gene Ontology annotation, molecular function: tubulin binding; calcium ion binding; actin binding. The record is from RefSeq and is a predicted model, not a curated record. The transcript is spliced from 6 exons. Gene Ontology annotation, cellular component: cytosol. NCBI's taxonomy places the organism in Eukaryota, Metazoa, Chordata, Actinopteri, Beloniformes, Adrianichthyidae. Bases 459 to 1040 code for a protein of 193 amino acids. Gene Ontology annotation, biological process: calcium-mediated signaling.
CGGCUUGGAGGCAAGCAGGCAGGCGGAGGAGCGAGUUCUGAAUAAUCCCCCUGCUCUGGCUGUUGGGAACUGGGAGCCUGUCAGCUGCAGUCAGCCCUCUUUUAGUGGUCACCCACUUGUGCUCCCCCCCCACCCCCCUGGGGUGUUCUUUCUUCUUCCUCCCGCUCUUCCUCUCAUCAUCGUUUUGCUGCUGCCCUUCUAUUCUCGCCUGUUGCGUGUGCUGGUGCUGCUAACUUUGUUCAGAGGAACGCUGUGUGAUGGGCUGCUGAGUUGCUUGUUGGUCGCUACAAAGUGAGGUAGAAAUCGUCUUCUGAAGGCCACACCGCACACAGACUGGCAUGAGGCGUCAUCUGAAGCUGCUCAUCAGACGCCUGUAACACAGAGACCACAAGCAGCACACAUUUAGAGCUGAACUGCAUCAAAAGGUUUAGGUCAAGUGGUCGACGGUACAGCUCAACAUGGGGAAGCAGAACAGCAAGCUCCGACCUGAGGUGAUGCAAGACCUGCUGGAGAGCACCGACUUCACCGAGCACGAGAUUCAGGAGUGGUACAAGGGCUUCCUGAGGGACUGCCCCAGCGGGAACCUCUCCAUGGAAGAGUUCAAGAAGAUCUACGGAAACUUCUUUCCCUACGGAGAUGCUUCCAAGUUUGCUGAACACGUCUUUCGCACUUUUGACGCCAACGGCGACGGGACAAUAGAUUUCAGGGAGUUUAUCAUUGCGCUGAGCGUGACGUCACGCGGAAAGCUGGAGCAGAAGCUGAAAUGGGCCUUCAGUAUGUACGACCUGGACGGGAACGGCUACAUCAGUAAAGCUGAGAUGCUGGAGAUUGUACAGGCGAUAUACAAGAUGGUGUCGUCUGUGAUGAAGAUGCCUGAGGACGAGUCGACGCCCGAGAAGAGGACAGAGAAGAUCUUCAGGCAGAUGGACACCAACAGGGACGGCAAACUCUCUCUGGAAGAGUUCAUCAAAGGAGCAAAGAGCGACCCCUCCAUCGUCCGCCUGCUGCAGUGCGACCCCAGCAGUGCUGGUCAGUUCUGAACCUGAGGCACCCACACAUUCGCGCUUCUCUGGGCGACGCUGAAGAUGUGAACCUCUCCAGCUGGAGCAGAUUGAUGAGGAGGAAUGACAGAGGAAGAUGAUAGAAAUGUCAGGACUUCAACGUUUGCUGAGGGCUUUUAGAGAUGGGCACAGGAGCCGCAUUGUCCAUUGAUACCCCCCUAAUUCAUUACAUUUUGUCCAUAGACCUUCCAAACUCCAGCGACCCCCCCCCCAGGUUCAUUAGACAGUAGGAUGUACAUAAGCAGCAUAGCCUGGAGUCUCUGUGUCGCUGUCUGUGCUGGGCUCUCAGUACUCUGAGGGGGGGCCUCCGUCACUCUACUCUAGAGGUUUAAGACACACGAUGGUGAAGAGGAGCAGAGAGGACCUCGCCCUCCUCCCCGCUGUGACACGCUGUUUCUGCAAACGUCUGGACCGUUGGAUCUGCUGCGCCAGGACGAAGCAAACGUGUGUACGCUGCUAUGCAUAUGUGCCCUCCUCCGUGGUGUGAUGGUGUCCCCGUAUGUACUGAAGGAGGGGGGGGCCGCCUUUCCUCAUCACGUUCCUGUGUUCUGUUUUUCAUAUCAGCAGAGGAGGUCGUUCUUGUGCUCCGUCUGGGAAAGUAGUUGUUGCAGCAAUCUGAGGUUAGUGUAGAUAUUUGAACGUGCACAUCCUGAAUUCUCAGUACAGACCAAAUGUUGUGAAAUAAUGAUGAUGUUAUUAGUAAUAGAACAUGUUUGUAUAUUUAUGCCAGAUGUCACGCAUGUUUUCUCUUUUGGGAACUCCUCUCACUUUUUGACGUUUUUAAUUAAAGGCUGCAUGUUGACGCAGUCGCUGGCUGCAGAGGCAACAAACACAUAUAUGCAUGAGACUUCUGCGCAUGUAAAUGUAUAGACAGCCAGCCGGAUGACACUCAGGCCGGCGCGGUUCGUGCAGACAUUCGUGACCCCGUGAAUUCUUCAGACAGAUAAAGUGAAGUUACAUCGGCUCUGAAUGUAACCCCACAGCUAAAGCUGUUCAAGUCACUGCGUUGGUUUUAGAUUCACUUUCAAAUUUAAAAAAACUGCUGGUGUUUUCAUCUUUUUUUAACAUAAAAAAGUAAAGAUCCAGAACCAGGUAAUACGAUUCUCUCACAGUGUGUUGCUUUUAUUGUACAUCUUUUUAUAUACAGUCUAAAUGGAUCAUCUUUUCUUAUUCAAGGAAAUGUUUCAGGUGUAAUAUUUCUGUCAAAGCACAAAUUAGCAAAUUGUGAUCAAGUGCCAAAUUAAAACAAACCAGUAUUGUGUACAUUUACACUGUAUAAUUGUUAUAUGUUGAACAACAUGUUUGUAAUUGUUGCAUUUUGUAGCUUUUGUAAAGUAUCCUGUGUGUAGUGACUGCAGUUUUAGAACACAGGAUGCUGUUUUUUGGUCAAUAAAAAAACAGAAAGGAA